Molecule: messenger RNA, 1765 nt
Organism: Aspergillus vadensis CBS 113365
Lineage: Eukaryota; Fungi; Ascomycota; Eurotiomycetes; Eurotiales; Aspergillaceae
Product: nucleoporin FG repeat-containing protein
Exons: 3
Coding region: 1-1437 (478 amino acids)
Biological process (GO): nucleocytoplasmic transport
Cellular component (GO): nuclear pore
Molecular function (GO): structural constituent of nuclear pore
Source: RefSeq, a predicted model, not a curated record
AUGUUCGGUACAAAGCCUGCCGGCACAUCAACCGGCCUGUCCAUCAACACCGGUUCUGCCAGUUCUCUAUUUGGCUCUGGAACCAAUACGCAGACUAGCACUACAACAACACCGGCGACUACUACUACCUCCGGUGGGUUAUUCGGUAAUCUUGGGAAUACUGCCACACAGUCAAAGCCAGCCGGUGGCCUAUUUGGAAACGCAGGAGGCGCUACACAGCAAUCUCAGCCUGCCGGUUCGAGUCUGUUUCCGGGGUUAGGCGGCCAGCAGACGAAUACUACUUCAACUGGCGGGGGUCUGUUUGGAAACUCUACUGCCGCAACUUCCCAACCACAGACAGGUGGUCUUUUCUCAGGAGCCACCACCACGACCAACAACACACAGAGCGGGAACACUGGUGGGGGCCUAUUCGGCAAUCUGGGCGGUAACACCGCAAACCAGACGCAAUCAAAGCCACUUUUUGGUGGACUUGGAGGCUCUACGACUACCGGAGGGGGCCUAUUUGGCGGCGCCAACCAAACCAGCGCGCAGCAGCAGCAGCAGCAACCACAGAAGCCUACUCUGUCUUUGUUCGGAAAUCAGAAUACCACAACACAACCAACCACGCAACCGACGGCCGCGGCCGGGACAACGGUCAUCCCUGGGGUCAAGGUCGAUAUCAGCAACAUCCUUCCUACAACGAAAUACGAGAGCUGCGCAGAUGAGAUCAAAUCGGAGUUGGAAAAGUUUGAUAACUUCGUCCUCAACCAGAUCAGGAUAUGCAACGAGGUCGCGAACAUGAUACCCACUAUCGCCGGCCAGGGAGAGACGAUCCCACAUGAUGUUGAAUUUGUCCAAGGAAAACUAGAGACAAUGCAGCACGCACUUGAGAAUGACGCAGGUGACAUUGAUCAGCUUCGUAAUCUUGUGUCUCGCGACGCAGCUGAGGCUCAAGUUGCAUUCCGAGCGAUUGAUACCUUGAAGUUGCCACUGCAGUAUCAAUCUACCGGUGGGGCUGGAUGGUGGUCUCAGGAUCAGAAGAUGUCAGAUGGACAAGCCUUGCGAUCUACGCGCAAGAACACUCUAGCUCUCCCGGACGAUGUUGAAAGCGACCCGUCCACUGCCACAUCCGUGAACGGAGUACCCGUCAACUUGGUUGACUACUUCUCUCAGCGCUCUGACGAGAUGGGAGAGGUCUUGGAACGCUACACACGAAACUUGAAAGAGAUUGAAGACCACCUUCACGGAGUUGAGGCGACUUUGGAACGACAGAUCCACGACUUUGUGACAUCUCGUAGUCGAGACGGAGCAGCCGCUGGAGCCCCGAAGUCCAUCGUCAGCGAGCUUGCCACCGUUCUAGGCGAUGUUGAGGCUGGCAUAUUAGGCGUGGCCAGCCGUCUCGGUGGAGUUACCGAGCAAGUGCAAGAGGUGGUUCUGGGCCCGCCCUCUGUUUCAUGAAUGUCUGGAAGUCUGUGCAUUGAUAUCACAUAGUCUUCAUGUAGAUUACGGAUGGAUUUAGAUUUGAUGAAGCAUACCUAAUCUCGCUACAUGAUGCGAAACUUUACAACUUCGGCUCCUUGCCAGGUUAUCUGAUCCGGCUAUCCGCUAGUGACAAUGACCCCUCGACUACCCUGCCUAUGACCGCGCAGAAAGGCAUCGCUAAACCGGAUAUAAGGCACCUGAUCAUGACCACUGAGUAUACUAUCAUACGCUCCAGAGAGAGCUAGUUCAAAUCGCAUACUUAAGGCUCUAAUGAGUCAUGUUUUAUAGUAUUACUGAAGCAUAG